This is a messenger RNA of Diaporthe batatas, 1821 nucleotides long. RefSeq lists its product as uncharacterized. NCBI's taxonomy places the organism in Eukaryota, Fungi, Ascomycota, Sordariomycetes, Diaporthales, Diaporthaceae. The record is from RefSeq and is a predicted model, not a curated record. The coding region runs from base 41 to 1810 and encodes 589 amino acids. The transcript is spliced from 3 exons.
CUUCACCGUCACUUGACAGAGGUCGUGGGUAGAAUUAAUCAUGGCGAAUUGUACCAGUCCCAGCGGCCUGCUAGAUGCCGAGAACGAUAUUGUUGGUCCUGGAGCUCUGGCGGCUUUUUUCAUAACUGCUGCUAUUACUUAUCUGACUGUAAUAUUCGCCUACAUCACAGACACACUGGACAGAGAUCUUAUCAAUCCGUUUGAUGCCAAAGUGGUUGCUAUGACUCGAAAGCUCCUAUUCAGGUCCAAGCCCAGGAACCAGAAUCCGGAAGUGGGUAUCAAAACAACUGCUGCGACCAGACGAGAUCAAAGCGAUGAUGCCUCCAGGAAAGCCCGCAAAGACGCUGUCUCAAACUUCCUAAUCAGCCUGAGUGAUCAGCAACUGGUCACAGGACUUGCCGUCCUGGUCGCAGCCGUCUCUGGGCAGCAAACACUUACAGGAUAUGACUUCUCCGUCGCCACCUGCCUCGGAUGGUUCUCGUGCACGACCCAUCUGACCACCAUCGACGUGCUCUGUGUCCAUUUCCAAAGGCAUCGAGUAAUCAGACAUUUUCGCGUGGCAGGCCUGAUCUGCCUCAUGGGCCUCCUGUCCUAUGCUUUCAUCAGGACAACAUCCAUAACCAUAUUCGAAAUUCCUAUAGACUGUCCUGGGAAUGAACCCUCGCUGCAAUUCUACGUUAUACCGUCUCUCCUCCCCUUGUGGAUUGAUUACUUUAGCGCAGUUCGCAAGAUCUACCUUGGCCCACUUACAAGCUUCUGGGACGUUGCCGAGCUCAGGUCAAGCCGCGAUAAGGAAUCUCGCCGCGACGAGGUUCACACGGAUUCUGCAACCGAUCAAAAAUUCACUUCACGCAUGAAACAGCUCACAGCAACGAAGCACGAGAGUCGGUCUAAGGAGAUCCUGGAUCUUAUUGACAAGCCUCGAGAACAUGCGCGAAGUCGCCUCGGCCUGUUCUUCUAUGACGGAUCAUUCCUGGAGACCUUCCCAGACAUGACAUACAGUUUCUGCUUUGGUAUCGCGCAGGUUGUAGUGUAUAGAUGGGAUUCGCCAGAGCUCUCUGAGGAGUCUACGGAGAUGGGGUUUGGUCAGAUAACGGCAUUGCUGUUGCUCUUUCUUCCUUUCCUAGCGAUCGGCGAGGCAUAUGCCUCAUAUCGCGCAACACGCAAAGACCCUUUGGGAAGUGAAGCAACAGAGGAAGACGAAAAUGGAGUCGCUGGAUAUCUUGACCGAGCCACGCAAGCAUGCUCCCAGACAGGUGCAACAGCCAGCAUAGCAGAAACACCUGAUCAUCGGGGUUCCAAUCAGUACUUUGAGGAAGCCGCGGCUUCUCUACAGCGAGCGACCCAUUCCGAUGAUCACAUCAGCCUGGAGCCCACGCACUCCGGUACCCCGGAGACAUCACGGGGAACGGACGUGGAUCAACAUCUCUCUGACGCGCAGGCUUUUGAGCAUGGCAGGAGCUUAGAAGACGUCAAAGACCUCGACCGUUAUUUCCCAUUGGAAAUGAAAAAGUUGUCCGCCCUAAACCAAAGCCGAGACUUAGCAACAUUAAGGGAGAAUCUGCUCAGCCGCUACAACUUGAUUAAAAACGCAGAGGAUAACAUGACUUUGGGAUGGCCCAUUGCUCUCUUUGGGCUUCACCUUUCAAUUGGUGUUGUCGCAGCUGUCUUUUUUAACUUAUCUGAUUCUCAACUCCAACUCGCUGGUAUCAUCUUGAAUGUGUUUUCGAUCAUUCUUGGAAACAUGAAGACCGUUCGCCAGCUCAUCAGGUUUGUGGAUGGGAAGAAAAGACCACACACCAAAAUAUAGUGAGAAUCCUA